Molecule: messenger RNA, 936 nt
Organism: Neltuma alba
Lineage: Eukaryota; Viridiplantae; Streptophyta; Magnoliopsida; Fabales; Fabaceae
Exons: 1
Coding region: 1-936 (311 amino acids)
Molecular function (GO): nucleic acid binding; zinc ion binding
Source: RefSeq, a predicted model, not a curated record
AUGAGCCUCUCCUUGACUUCAGCGGCGGUGUUUCCUCCUUUGAGCGAUUCUGGCUGGCUGACGGCGGAAGAAGCAGAUUUGCUCCAGCAGAGCAAAAAGAAGAUUAAAGGGAAUGAUGCGGAGGUCAGGGAGAAUGGAGCAGGGAGUUCUUAUAGUGAGAUGCUGAAGGGAAGAUUGGAAGGAAGUCGGGAGCAAGAUGAGGUGCCGAAGCUUGAAUCGCUAAGAUCAGAAAUCAAGGUGUUGAAGCACAAGAGAGGAGCGAUUAACAUACCAGAGUUUGUCCUGGCUGAGAGAGCCCUACAGCAGAUCAGGAAGCCUUUUCAGCUUAGCCUGAUUGUUAAGCUUCUAGGGGCAAGAAUGAGUAACCGAAUAAUGGAACAAAGAAUCCAGAAAAUGUGGGCUAAGAAAGGUUCAGUAUCAGUUAUUGAUCUAUCGAACGAUUUCUAUGUAGUCCAAUUUACUGCAAUAGAUGAUUAUGAAAUUGUAGUACUGGGAGGACCGUGGAUGAUUUCCGAUUCCUAUCUGACUGUGAGGCAGUGGAAGCCGAACUUUGACCCCUUGUCGGAGGCGAUUGAAGAAGUCCUAGUGUGGGUUAGGUUCCCGGAUCUACCUCUGGAAUACUAUGAGGAAGAUAUCCUUGAGGCGAUGGGUAAUGAGAUAGGACGAACAAUGAAGGUUGAUCUAUCUAUGUCAACGCUAGCUAGAGGAGGAUAUGCAAGGGUAGGAGUCAUGGUCAACUUGAAAGAGCCUCUUCUGCCAGUGUACAUUAUUAACAAUGUAGAGAGGCCUGUGACCUAUGAGGGAUUGCAUCUCCUAUGUUUCAAUUGUGGGAGAUAUGGUCACUUGGAGAAAGAGUGUCCCGGGGGAAAAGGGCAAGAUGAGGGAAAGGGGGAAGGUAUGGAGGCAGAGAAAGAACAGAAGCUAUACGGAAGCUAG